This is a messenger RNA of Uloborus diversus, 912 nucleotides long. It is a transcript of the gene MED18, whose product is annotated as mediator of RNA polymerase II transcription subunit 18-like. Gene Ontology annotation, cellular component: core mediator complex; mediator complex. Gene Ontology annotation, molecular function: transcription coregulator activity. The transcript is spliced from 8 exons. The record is from RefSeq and is a predicted model, not a curated record. Gene Ontology annotation, biological process: termination of RNA polymerase II transcription; regulation of transcription by RNA polymerase II. The coding region runs from base 40 to 663 and encodes 207 amino acids. Lineage: Eukaryota; Metazoa; Arthropoda; Arachnida; Araneae; Uloboridae.
GUUUACAUCGUCUGUCACGGAUAUUUGACACUGUCAGUGAUGGAGCCUGUAACAACAGUUCGAAGAAAUUUCACCAUACCUUCUCAGCAGGAAUUUUUAAUGCAAGGUAGCAUUAUGGAUACAUCUUGCGAAGUUUUACUGCAUAGACUGCGAGGAUUGUGUGAUAAUGCGGAUGAAAAUCCUGAAACCUUCCAUGAUUAUGAGCUGGUUUUUCAGAUUCGUGGACCUACUGGCACUCCUCUUGUGUUAAGAGCUAGACAAGCAUUGGAUCAUCCAGAAAUGCCUUGGCAUUUGAGGUACAUCGGGCAACCAGAAAUUGGAGACAAGAAUAGGGCCACAAUGAUUCGCAGCUGUAUUGAUGUGGAUUCAUCUAACAAUGUCUUGCAGUUUCUUAAUGAAUUAGGCUUCAGGCUUGAUUAUGAAUAUGUUUUGAAAGGAUUUAUGUUUCGAAAAGGGAGAAUGAAAGUAACAGUUGCAAAACUUCAACAACCUAAUAAUCCAGAAAGUAUAGAAACUGUAUCACAGUCUUAUCUUGUAGAAUUAAGUGUUGUUGCUCCAUCUGGUCAAGAAGCACUUGCUGAUGAAAUGAAAGCCUUUUCAGAACAACUGAAACCCUUAGUUCAACUGGAUAAAAUUGAUCACCGUCGUCUUCAGCAUGUGUAAAAUAUUAUUUGAAAACUUAAUUCAUCAAGAUUUUCAUUUAAAACAUUAUCAGAAUUAUUUUUCGUAAUUGUUUGUUCGAACCCCAUUUUUAUGAAAUAAAUCUUGUACACUAUUAAAUUAUUUUAUUUCAAUUAUGUCUCUACUCUUCAAUCGACAUCUUAAAAUGCGUUAUAUUAUAGAAACAUGCAAUCCUCCUGAAAUUCAAUGUUUUUUAACAUUUAGGAAAACAUCAAUAUGCAAAAAUUUUUA